AUGGAUAAUCCCCGCGUCUGUCAUAGAUGGACGCCAAAUACGAUAUCAUCUGUCAAUUCUUUCUCUGGUACCAUCACUGGGGAUAUCGGCUCCAGCUUCUCUGUGCCGAAGAUAUCAGACGGGCUCAGUUUACAAACAUUGUUCGCGGAUUGUGAUUCUCAAUGUCUCGAAACCGCCGUCACCCACGGAAUUAACGUGCUAGACCGUUUGAGGGAGCCAUUAAGCCAGCUGUCUGAUGUGGAUAAGUCUCAGUGGCUGCAACCCCUCGAAUAUCUCCAGAAACAAGCCGUACGGCCGAAAAUAAUUAUCGGUGUUGUCGGCAAUACAGGAGCGGGAAAAUCCUCAAUUAUCAAUGCUGUGUUGGACGAAGAGCGAUUGGUACCAACCAAUUGUAUGCGAGCUUGCACCGCGGUUGUCACCGAAAUCUCCUAUAAUUACGAGGAGACCCCAUAUCGAGCAGAAGUUGAAUUUAUUACGGCCAACGAUUGGGCAAAGGAACUUCGAAUUCUUUUUGAUGAUUUGUUGGAUGGCAAGGGAAAUAUUUCUCAAGACACCGACGCUGGCAUAGCAUACGCGAAGAUCAAAUCAGUGUAUCCAAACUACACAAAGAACCAGCUAGAGAACAGUACCGUUUCGGAGCUAAUUGAACAUCCCAACGUGAAGAAAGUGCUCGGCAGGAUAAAAUCAGUUGUCGAGACUAACCCGAAAACUUUUUACAGGAAUCUUCAGACUUACGUUGACAGUAGAGAAAAAUUUACUGGGGAGAAAGACGCGACAGAAAACCCACCCCUAGAUAUGGAGGUCUGGCCCUUGAUUAAGGUUGUUCGUGUCUAUGUCAAGGCUACCGCGCUCUCAACAGGAAUGGUCAUCGUCGACUUGCCUGGUGUACAUGACUCCAACCCGGCUCGGGCUGAAGUUUCUAGAAGCUACAUAAAACAAUGCACAAGCCUAUGGAUCGUGGCACCAAUCACUCGGGCUGUUGACGACAAGGCGGCAAAGUGCCUUCUGGGCGGGACCUUCAAGCGCCAACUCAAGAUGGACGGUGGCUUGAACAGCGUUACAUUUAUUUGCAGCAAGACCGACGAAAUUAGCCUUCUGGAAUGCCAGGAUUGUUUGGGCCUUGAGAAGCGAAUGAGCGCUCUUCGGGACAAUGCGGACGAGCAUUCUGAGAAGAAACAUGGCAACAGACAAUAUCUGGAGAGACUCCAGAAAGCUAUGUCUGAAUGCGCCGCGGUUGCAGACGAAAUCGAUGAGCAAAUUGAGAUGUGGGAGACAUUAAAGGAGGAAAUUGCAGAUGGCAAGGCAGCCUAUGCUCCUAGUCGACCUAAGAAACGGAAGCGAGUCAGAAAUGGUAACAUCUCAAGAACGUUACUAAACCGCGCUAGACCAUGGGACUACAUUCUCAACGAUUACCGUGCCGAUGGCGAUACCGGGUACGAAGUCGAUGAACAUCAGGGUCAAUCGCCAACGUAUAGUAGACCUCUCACGGCAGGAGAGGUCGAUCGAAGGCUUUUAGAACUUAGGGCAAGAAAGAAGGAAAACCGUCACCACAGGCAAGAUCUUAAAAUCGAAACGGAAACUCUCUUGAGGCAGAUUUCAGAUAUUGAGAUUGUAAUAGCCCACAUUCAAGCUGAACUAAACGGUUUAGCGAUCUCCGGUCGAAACGAGUAUGCACGGUGUGCGAUUCGGAGAGACUUUGCAACUGGAAUCAAAGAGCUUAACCAAGAACUGGCAGAAGAGACUGAUUCGUCCAGUUUUAAUCCUGAUGCUGAUGAUCGCGAUUAUGAGGAAGUAGCUCGAUCUCUUCCUGUGUUUUGCGUGUCUUCUCGGGCGUAUCAGAAGCUCCAAGGCCGCUUGGAAAUGGAGCCCACUAUACCGGGGUUUCAGGCCCUUGAGGACACAGAAGUCCCUCAACUUCAAGCCCACUGCAAGAAGCUAACGGAGGCUAUUAGAGAUGCAAAUUCUCGAUGCUUUUUGAAUAAUUUAGACCAACUUUUGAACUCUCUUCGGUUGACGAUCUCAGCUGACGGGAAUCAAACCUCUGACGAGGAAAAGACAAUUUGGGCCAGCACAAUCGAAACUCACUACAAAGUGCUCUACGUUGAUCUUGAGGAACUUAUUCUAGACAUGUGCCAGCGAUUCCGGAAUACGAUCCAAUGCAACAUAUUUACGGUCUACGAAGACGCGGUAGAAGCGGCGGCGAACAAAGCAGAUGAGACUGUAAAACGAUGGGGCGGGCGUGUAAACUACGAUAACCGUGCUGCUGGGGGGUUUUUCUGGUCUACUUAUAAAGCUAUCUGCCGUCGUGGUGGAGUCUAUACAAAUGCAGAAGGCACUCAUGAUUGGAACGCGGAAUUGACUGAGCCAGUUCUCAAGGUCGUCGCUUCUGGUUGGGAGCGUACCUUUUCCCGACGGGCUCAAUCCCUCUUUCUUAGUACAGCAUCAGAAGGGGCACGCUUACUGCAGUCGUUCCACGACAGUAUCCAUCAUACCGAUAGCCAAACCACUAACCGAUUAGGAAACCAUCUGCUGCCUCAGCAGUUGCGUGUCUAUCAACAGCUUCUAAAGGGCCUCUGUCUGGAAGAUCUUACAAUGGUCACAAGGAGAUCAAAAGAAAUUAGUUGGAUGUUCCAGCUUGUGGUAGCGGAGAAAAUCAAACCCGCGUACGCGAAUUGCACAGUAUUAUCAGGCCCUGGAAGUUUCGACCAAAUGAAAGAAGUUAUGUCUUGCUUUGUGAAUCAAGCCAAGUCAACAAUGUUUCAUAGAAGUAUUGAAACAGUCCGGAAAGCCCUUGAUGAAUUAGUCAGAUCCCUGGAGGAGAGUAUGAUGAUCAAAGUAGGCGAGAUGUUAAUUUCUGUAAAGCGAGAUUACACAUCUACACUUGGUGGAAACCAGUCCACCGCUAGCAAGUGCUUAUUUCGAUCGAUUCUCAACAUCAUCACAGACAGCGAAUCGUAUUUCAGGCGUCUAGCUAAUAUAGAGCUCGAAGGGAAUGUGACUACUGUGGAUACAGAGUUCUUUUCUAUUUCAUCACACUUUUCGUCGUCGUCACCAAAUUAUUGCCCAUUAUCGCCAAAUUUUGGUCCUACGUCUGUCAGUUUCAACUCACGUUCUCCGACGUACAAUCCUACAAGUCCAGCAAUUGGUAACAGCAGGCAACAUUCGCAUUCCCCCAAAUACUCUCAUAAAUCCCCAGUACGAUCACCAACAAGAUCAGAGAUUUCUGACUUUACAAUCGAUGUUGGCUCAAAUGAAGAACGCCAGCUUGCAUUACCAUCUGAGGCAGAGACUGCCCGGUUCGGCCUGCUUAGGUCUUUGUUCAACCAACCUAUUUACGAUGAAGAGUUGCGUGAGAUUUACCAAAUAGGUGAUCGGAUAAUUAGUGACACGGCUUUUGUUUUGAAUGACUUAAAGGGAUGGCUGUGGAAAGACUUCCAACAACAUGGAACUUUGCUUCCAUCUUGUCACAAUCUUUCUUCAGCAAGAAUCUCUACCUCAAUGCUUCGGUUUUUAAUAGAAACUAAUAAUGAUAGACAACGAAAGUCGAUAUAUCGUCGUCUAGCACGAGUACUUUUUUUCAUCUUCGUCAAGAAUCAUGUGGAACAGCUCGAAAAGAGAGAAGCCAAUGGGGAAUUCAUUGACCGCCAUCAUCAGAACUUAAUAACUAUAACCCAUAAGACCAUAUUACAAGAGGUUGGUGACUUGUCAGUGAAUGGCAAGGAGUUGGCCCAGAAACAGAUAUCAGAUAGCAAGAGCUACGGCAAGCGAUGGUGGAAACUUGGAAGUGGUAUUGGGAUCAUUGCUAUAUUGGCCGGUGGACCAGACGUGGCGAAAUAUAUGGAGAGUCGCUGUUUCUCUAAUAGCUCACUAGAGCUCUUGGUCAAUUACAUGAGAAACGCGUAUCGAAACGCUAUAGCCCAUUUCCAUUCACUCGAUGCCGUUAUUCAACCACUUUUAGCGAAAGCAUCGUUGACUACAAAUCAUAUUAUAGGCUGGACCGGCAAGAUAAACCCCUUACACUUGCAGUUCAUCGUUCCUCCUGAAAGAGCUGAGUGGGUUGAUACGCAGACAAUGAUGGAUUCCGCAACAAGUAGCUUACUAUGUUACUUCGAGCAUUAUGAUUAG
Talaromyces rugulosus is the source of this 4125-nucleotide messenger RNA. RefSeq lists its product as uncharacterized. The record is from RefSeq and is a predicted model, not a curated record. NCBI's taxonomy places the organism in Eukaryota, Fungi, Ascomycota, Eurotiomycetes, Eurotiales, Trichocomaceae. The transcript is spliced from 5 exons. Bases 1 to 4125 code for a protein of 1374 amino acids.